AUGCCAUCUGUAGUCGUUUUUGGCGCAACCGGCUUUGUCGGCGCACCCUACGUAAGGGCUCUCAAGCAAGCACAUCCGGAUUGGCCUGUAACCGCCUAUGUACGCAGCUCUAAGCCGGAGGCCGAACUCAAAGCCAGCCUCGGAGCAGACAACAUCAUUGUGGGCGACUUCAGCGACGCUGAGAAGAUCAAAAAGAUCAGCAAAGAGAAUGACAUCGUCGUCAAUGCCGGCAACUCUUUCACCGAAGAUCCCGUUGCUGCGAUUAUCGCGGGUCAAAAAGAAAAGAAUCCCGCCACGAAGGGUAAACUGAUUCAUAUCAGCGGUGCCGGUAACUUCAUUGAUUUCGGAACCUCUGGCAAGUUCAACUCGGAAAGCAAAGUCUGGAACGAUGCGAAGGAAGAGGACAUCAAGGCUAUUCACAAAGAAAUGUUCAAUGGCCAGUCCGAUGUCCCCGUGCUUGAAGCUGGUAGCGAUAUUGAUACAUACAUUGUCUGCCCUUCCGUUGUCUAUGGAGGCGCCUCCAUUUCAGCACCCACUAAGGGCAUUGGCUACAUGCUGCUCACCAGCAAUGCCAAACCCCUAGGUUAUGUCCCGUAUGUUGGGGACGGCACCGCCGUACUGAGCACUUGCCACGUUCUCGACCUAGUCGAUUUCCUCAUCAAAAUCACCGAACGUGCUGCGGAGGGACCUGCCGAAGGCACGGCAUACAGCCGAUACUACAUGCUCGAGACGAGUAGGGUCCAGUGGAAGGAUAUGGCGACCGAGCUGGCGAAAGUGAUGCACGCGAGGGGUCUACUUCCAAGCUCUGAGCCGAAAGCAGUACCUUUUGAAGAGGCUGGAGAAGGGGAGGUCAAGCACCUCGUGGCCGCGAAUAUGCUUAUCAAAGGCGACCGCGCUGCUGCACUGGGUUUCAAAGCAAAGCAGCCCAGCAUCCUUGCUCAGAUCCACGAAGAUCUCAAGGAAGUGCCGAUAUAG
Messenger RNA from Didymosphaeria variabile, 975 nucleotides. RefSeq lists its product as uncharacterized. Bases 1 to 975 code for a protein of 324 amino acids. The transcript has 3 exons. The record is from RefSeq and is a predicted model, not a curated record. NCBI's taxonomy places the organism in Eukaryota, Fungi, Ascomycota, Dothideomycetes, Pleosporales, Didymosphaeriaceae.